This is a messenger RNA of Alosa sapidissima (American shad), 7881 nucleotides long. It is a transcript of the gene nos1apa, whose product is annotated as nitric oxide synthase 1 (neuronal) adaptor protein a. The coding region runs from base 460 to 2670 and encodes 736 amino acids. Lineage: Eukaryota; Metazoa; Chordata; Actinopteri; Clupeiformes; Clupeidae. Gene Ontology annotation, molecular function: nitric-oxide synthase binding. The transcript is spliced from 12 exons. The record is from RefSeq and is a predicted model, not a curated record.
GACCAAUGACGCUCCCUUCCUACCAGUUCGUGCUCAGGAGUAGGCUAUGCUUGCUCAGUCAUGGCGCUACUGUGAAGUUCGACAAUCGACACGGCUGAGUGUAAAAACACCGAAUUUUCUUUCUGUAAGUGAUUUCCUAAGAAAUCUCUUUAAGUCACAGAGGUACAGACGAGUUCUGCCCCAACGGAUAGUUCAACGAUUAAGGACUAUUUUUGCGCUGUUUUUUUAAAAAAAAAGGAUUUAACACAACGAUCGUGACUACUUGCGAAAGGAAACGCUACAAAGUUGCUUUUCCUAUCUCCAUGCAGGAUGUUACAAUUGUGACCUUACGAGGAAGCAGCGGGAUGGACAACGGGAGUUAGAACGAGCACUUGGUGGAUUGUUUUGGCGUUUUGUUGUCCUGUGUAACUGUAUUGGUGUCUGCGUUUAGCUUGUUCAUGCGCUUUCGAUACGACCAUCAUGCCAGCGAAAACAAAGUAUAAUUUGGUUGAUGAUGGCCAUGAUUUGCGGAUUCCUUUACACAACGAAGAAGCCUUUCAACAUGGGAUCAAUUUUGAGGCAAAGUAUAUCGGUAGUCUGGAUGUGUCGCGACCAAACAGCAGAGUGGAGAUCGUUGCUGCAAUGAGGAGAAUACGGUAUGAAUUCAAAGUGAAGAACAUCAAGAAAAAGAAAGUCAACAUAGUGGUAUCUGUAGAUGGGGUGAAGGUGGUUCUGCGAAAAAAGAAAAAGAGUUACACUUUUGCACUCUUGCAGAAAAAAGAAUGGACUUGGGAUGAAAGCAAGAUGAUGGUGAUGCAAGACCCCAUAUACAGGAUAUUUUACGUUUCCCACGACUCACAGGAUUUGAAGAUCUUCAGUUACAUUGCUAGAGAUGGGCAAAGCAAUGUGUUUCGGUGCAAUGUCUUCAAGUCAAAGAAAAAGAGCCAGGCCAUGCGGAUAGUGCGGACGGUGGGCCAGGCGUUCGAGGUGUGCCACAAGCUGAGCCUGCAACACACUCAGCAGAACGCAGACGGCCAGGAGGACGGCGAUAGCGACAAGACCUGCUCGGGCUCCGAGGUCGCAGAUCGGGAGUUGACUGGUGCGGAGAAAACGCUGGCCGAGGAGACUGACAUUGACGCCGUAGAACUGCCCGUCCCAGACAGCACGGUGGACGAGUUCAAUCGAGGGGUCACCGACCUCGACGAGGCGAAGAAGGACGACGAGAUCCCCAAGGAUAAAAAGGUGUCUGAGGAGGCCUGUAUCCUGCUGGCCACCCCCAAGAUGCUGCUGCCCUCGUCCAGCCAGCUGCCGGCCGGAGCGCCCCUAUCGAUGCACCACCAGAUCCAACUCCUCCAGCAGCAGCUCCAGCAGCAGCAGCAGCAGACCCAGGUGUCAGUGGCUCAGGUUCACCUGCUGAAAGAUCAGCUCUCAGCCGAGGCGACGGCUCGUAUUGAGGCCCAGGCGAGGGUGCACCAGCUGCUGCUGCAGAACAAAGACCUGCUGCAGCACAUCUCCCUGUUGGUCAAGCAGGUCCAGGAGCUGGAGCUCAAACUGGCCAAACAUGGAUCAAUGGGCUCCCAGGACAGUCUUCUGGAGAUCACCUUCCGCGCCAAUGUCCCGCCGGUGCUGUGCGACGCCACGACCCCGCGACCUGAGGACAUGAGCCUCCCCCCGCUGAGUGACGGCACCCAGCUCUCCCAGCCGCUGGCCAGCCCCUUAGUUGACCAAAGCAUGUUUGAGAACUCCACGGUGGCCCAGCAGAAGCCUCCAAGCUCCAGGUCCUCUGGCCGCCGCUCAGUGGGCAGCAUGUCCAGCCCAUCCAGCGGCCUGGGCGAUGGCUCUGGGCUCGCAGGGCAGAGGACUGGCAGCAGCCAGCAUCUGAAGAAUGCCCUCAAUCUGGGCAAGGCCGUGGGGGCGAAGGUCAACGACCUCCUGCGACGCAAGGACCCCAACAGCCUUGGAGACGUUGGGGUGACGGAGGUGAACAAGAACGUGGGAGUGGUGUGGUCUCAUAGCGGCGUUAGCAACAGUCACGCUUCCUUUGAUGGCUUUCCUCGACUGGACCCUCCUCCGCCCACGGGGAAGAAGCGUGUGCCGCGGGCCCUGAAAACCACUCAGGACAUGAUGAUCUCCUCUGACCCCGUGGUGGCCUCUCCCGAGGCCUCCGACUCGUCCUUCUUGUCCUCCCCGGAAAAGACGCCUCUCAUCGGCAAAGGGAAGGAGGGACCCGAGCGGCCAUCAGGAGACACCCAGGAGGACUCGGGGAGCGAGUCGGAGAAAAUGUCCCUGGGGCUCUCCUACGCUCUGGAUGGGGAGAUGAAACGUGGGGAGCAGCAGACCGAGGAGAGAGAGGAGAGAAGAUCUAGCCGAGUCACCGACCUGGAUGCACUGAUGGCAGAAGAAGGGAUGGAGGAGGUGAAGAAAGCAGAGGAUGGGGAGGACGAGGACCAGUCCCAGAUCCAGCUCUCCGUCCCGGACCUCAUCCACAAGGACACCCUGGAGCCCAAGCAGAAGCUGGCCGGCUCGGAGACACGGCUGGCCUCCACGCCCUGCCCUGGCAAAGGCAACUACCGGAUCAGCGUUGGCGAGGAGCUGCUGGAGAAUGGCUCGGUGGACUACGGCACGCCAAGGAAGAGAUCGCCCAGCAUGGAGAACGAGGAGCCACACCCUGACCUGCUCUCUUUCGAGUAGACACACACACACACACACACACACACACACACACACACACACACACACCUCUGGCUCAACUGGGGAAGGGGCACUUUCGGGGCCAGUCAUCUAACCUGAACAUGCUGAAACAGAUAAUCCUAAAGACAUUGUAGCACUCAACUAAGAAUGGAUGUAGUCACGACAUUUAAAAAUACCAUAUCUAAGCUGUUUGAACAUGAUGUAUUGGGGAUUUGUAGUUGCCCCAGGUGAGAAGCAGGUUUGCGCUUGGCAUUUAUACACUUCCUUGUAAAUGUCACCGAAGCAGCAGGUCUCUGUUCAGGGACUUGAUGACUUCCUAAGGGGACUGUACCAAAGUGGCAGACCGUUGCAUCCCAAUGUUAGCAUGUCGGCGUCUCCAGAAUAUUCUUUCCAUUGAGUUUUAGUACAGAGUUUUAAUCAUGAUGAACUGUUUCACAGUACUGAAGGAAACUGGAUUUGUUAGUGUUUGUGUAAAAUUAUGUACACAAAUUUGGGUAAAUGCUCUUAGAAUUUUUUAGAUAAGAAAGUAGACUUUUUAAAAAAUAGAAAAAUUGUUUAUUUUAACUGACAGCCAAACCAAAGUUAAAAUUGUGUUCCAUGGUCGUAAUAUAUUUUAAUACCUAAGUGUUAAUAAUUUUUACAUUUUGAUACUGUUUGAUGUUUGUUUGUUUGUCCUUGUCAGUCAAUCAUGUCUACUGGUCUUCCAUUCACCACAGACACAAAUGUACCUCUUAUCUCUCAGAAAGCAACCUUUAUGAGCUUAACAGAACAGACACAUUGUAUCAUAGAAAUGCAGUCACUGGAACACUAAAAUGGGGUCAAAUCUGCCAUGGCUGCAGUGCUAAUAUAAACACAGAUCUCUGAGCAUCCUUAAUGCCCCCGAAGGACUCGAACCACUGAUGCGACUCUUCUCCCAGCAGGUCUGAGAAUGAGAAAAAUGUCAGCCUACUGCGAGUGCAGAGAAAGGCUUCUUUGUCUUUGAGGUUCAGGGACACAGCUCCCAUUCCACCAGCCUGCUAAUGGUGACUGUGGCCAUGUUGCCUUGCGUCUUUAAUUACUGAGCGAUGGCUGGAACUCCAGGUGAUGAAGUGAGCGUAUUACCACCCCACUUUGGCUGCCGUGGAGAUUUACGGAGCAGAUUGAAAUGGGCCCCUCUGACUCAAUUAGAAGCGCCGGCACCACUGCGCCUUAAUGGCCUUUUGCAUAUGAAAAUGGAUGUUCAGGGCACUCACUCCGGAGUUAGAGUUAGCCAGUGCAUUAGGUGCAGGUGGCACAGUGGCGGUAGGUUUUGUCACGUCAAGGUUGGGCCAGAGGCUCCUUGGAGCAGCCUUAUAACAAGGUGUCCGUCAGCGCCGAGGUAUGAGCAUGGCCUUGGAGGGGGAAAAAUCCCCGGAAUGUUCUAACUUUCCACUAAUCCAGCCGCCAUCCUGUUGUUUGUGCAAAGUCUCCCUUCUGCUCAUAUGACUGUGGCCCGGUGCUGCUGCUGCGCUGUGGGAACUCCUCUACUCUGCAGUAAACCCAUUGAGGGAGACUGACUGCCUUAGAAAAGUCACAGAGGUUGUGUGGUGUGCUGUCAUGAUGUACAAACCUACAUAACUCCCCCCUCAUGGCAUAAUGCCUUGUGAGCAUAACUUGGGACCUGCCUUAUGUCAGAAAAGUAUCAGUGGAACAGUCUAAAAUACAGAUGCUUUUUGGAUGCCUCAGCUGUCCACUCUAACACUUCUCCUUAGACACACUUCAGAGCUGUUUCUGUGCUCCAUUGUGUUCAAAGAAUAGAAUUAACUUACACUAAACCAACAAUAUGAGCUCAAAGUCUAAACACUACUUGAAGAGGAUAACCACUUAUGAAAUGACUGAUAAAGAAAAGGCAGCCCUUAGACCUGCUAUGAGUAUUUUAGUCCUAGCUACAUGUAGGCUUUUUAACUGUGGCUGCACAUUGCACCGAUAAUGAUGUCUGAACUCUGCACCGUAUUGCUGAUCCAGCUGACAUGAAGGAAUAAUGGAAUGGACCAGUGGUGCAUAAAAUAAUCAGUUACCAAGACUGGGAAUGUGGAACAUGGAAUGUGGAAAUGAACAUUUUAAUGUAUUCAGAUUUAUAUUUUAAUUACCACUUGAUUGACAUAGAUUAUUCUAUACUAAUGCCUAACUAUGAAAAGCAAUAAUCAAGUAAUUAAUUCUGUAAACCGGCUGUUUCUUAAUGGUGUGUAAUUGGUUUGGUUUAUGUGGUCGGAAAACAUUUCUGUAUGUUGAAAUAUGAUCGAUGUUUUCAUCAGUACUUUGAGAGGAACACUAAUGGAAGGUGGGGAGGUCUGAAGAUGUAUUUCUUCAUUAGUAAUGACCACUCAGUUGGUAUUGGGUCAUAAAAUGUAAAGUAAACUACUUUUACUGAAUGUUGAUGCCUUUCAAAAGAAAUACUACUCUGUAUAUUUGGGGGGGAUGGGUUUAUAAUUCAUUUUAUCAAAACAUUGAGAUGUAUUUUAGUACUUUUAGAGAAUGUUUUAGGGGAAAAAGAAAUCUUUAUAGAUUAUAGACUGUAAUUUUUUUUGUCUUAUCAUGAUUGAGUUAUAUAUGUGUAAUGACUUGUAAAUUGUUAAUUAUCUAUGGUCUGAUGAAUUUCAAUGCCAUGGUUCAAUGAAGGAAAGAAAUGAGUUUAGGCGCUGUGAUGUACUUGUGAAGGCUUUGAAGAGAAGUCAGUGUUAGUCUCAUUUUCCCCCUCAGGCUAAUCUGUGCACUACCAGUGUAUUGUAUGAGGGAGGCUGAACCAUCAUAAUGCUGCAUUAAGCCCACCGCACACGGCGGGCGAUACAACAAACGCAAUGCGAUGGCGACGCGAUUACCCAUCGAUUCAGUGGCCAGACAGCUGUUUUCUAUUAUGAUGUAUCAAAAAAAAGGGUCGAGCGACGACGAUGGUCGUUCCAGAUUCACUUCAAUAGAUUCUAUUCCAUUUUGCUGGUCGCCUGCCAUAAAUUGUUGCGUCGCCGGCCGUGUGUGUAGGCCUUUAGUCUACGAAAUGUCCAUCUUAAACCUAUAUUCAUUAGAAUUUGAAGGUAAUGGCGAACAUGUUUCUAUUCCUUAGUUAACUGUUAGUUGAUAAUCCUCCCACUUCCUUGAAAACAACCUUCUGUGUGCCUUUCAAUUGCCAUGGGGAAGUUGUGACAAAGAUGGUUUAUUUCAGGAAUGGCCCAAAACAAGACUUGCAUUUGACAUUUAGAUGAAAUAAUGUGUGUAAAUAGUAGGAUGCCACUCUAAUCUAUUAUAAAUCUACGUGCUACCUAAGCGCUGAAGUGGAGGAGGAAUGUCUUAGUAAUGUUGUCAAUGUAUAUACACAAAGCAUGGUGUCUAGUUUACCUAGACCAAAGAUUUUUAAGUCAUAUUUGACAUCUAUAUUUGAGCAUGCCAGCUCACUUCUUGGGCUGAAGUGGAGGUAUGAAGAGAGGAAUGUUGGUGAAACUCAUCAAUUUCCUCCUUAAGAUUCUCUCCUCUCCCAAAGGCCUCUCUCCUCAGUGUAGUCAGUCAAGUGCAGAUCUCAAGCAGAAAAACUGGAAAAAUUGUAGCGAUAGCAAAAAUGGAAUAUGCUACUUAACUGUAAGUUGGUCUGAAAACCCCUGAGGGCUUUUUUGCUGGCUGGAUUCGCUGUGGUUCAUUCAGCCGAGUUGUGCGGGUUUUGAAUAAUUGCUGCUUCCACUGGAAGACUGGAAUGUGUGUCAAGCCACGUGAUGAAGUCUGAUAAAGUUGGUGUGAAUGAGAUGUAUGAGAUUACAGAGGAGAAGCGGAGCCAGUUUGAGGAAAGUGAGACAGAUAGUAUCUUGUCUUAUGAAGACACAGACAGCCUUCAUUAUCAAGAUAACAUAUGGCACAUGUGUAGACGUUACAACUGUUUUAUGAGUUAUGGCAUUGUAGAGGAAUGGAUUAGCCUGGCUAGCACCAGACCUCUUCUCAAAUCUCAAUUGAGAUUGAAAAUGGGUCUGGGGACCUUUCAUUCAUCUCCAAGAUCCAAGGGGCAUAACCAGCAGUGAAAUUAAACUGAAAUUGGGACAUUGAAUUCUUGCCAAAGUACAGCAAACAGCAAUUCCAAAUAAUAUACACAUCCAUAUAGUUUUAACACUGACACAACCAACGCAGCCAUUGGUUGUGUUGAACAGCACGGUUAACUGUACACCCGUCUGUCUUCAUAUAAACCCCGCCCCAUGCCAGAUAAGUGAAUAUGAUUGGUUCCCAGGUUUUUUGUGAUUUGGAAAUCGGCUUCAAUGGGAAGGUCUCCAAAUGGACCUGCAGAACAAAUUCAAAUUUGCUAACUGGUUCAUCUGGAUUCACCCAGGCUAGAAUUGUUUGCUACUUUAACUGGAACUUCAGCUCUAGGCUCUUCAAUGACUUGAAUAUUUUCCUGUCUAGUUUGGGCAUAGCCUGUGUUUCAUUACUUUUUUCUCCCUCACAAAUAACCAUGGCAACUGAUGAGUGUCGGAGAUGCUUCCUGUUUAGCUGGUGCUUGUUUGGAUGGGCAUCCAGGUCCCUGUUGAGUCAGAGAUCUACAGAGGACUGAGUGACAGCUUGUGGCAUUGUCUGCCAGCCACCUCUGUCACAACAAACAAGACUUGGGUAUUUGUACUCGUGGCAGGCAUACCCCAGCAGAAAAUGUCUGUCAUUUUGUUCAUGUUUACGCUGAACCCAGAGAGCACUGAGUGGGGUCAUUCAUUUCAUGAGCAUAUGAAUGGAAUGCAUUGCAAAUAUAGUGUUGCAAGCCUGCUGAAGAUGGAAGCUCUUUGUGCUAUGAUGCCCUCCAACACAAACAUGCCUCAAUGUCAACUUACAUUAGCAUUUACUUACCUAGAAAAGGCCCUCCUCUCCCGUAAAAAGAAUGAAAUGUAUUGUGAUGAUGGUUGGUAUGUCCUGUUUUGAAGAGAAGAGAGGUUUCCUUGUUUUAGCUUUUUCUCAUGACGUGCUUUUCAUGUAACAUGUAGGUGACACUUCAUUAACAGUUUUGUGCUGUCCCUGGAAAUAUUGUGACCAAAAUCAGUGAUGCCUCUGAUGCACAAGCCAUUUUUAUCAGUGCAAUGUUUUCAUGAUUCUUUUCAACUCAGUCUGGUGAUGAAUGAAUGAGGAUGCCAUGGUAAAGAUGAACAAACGAAUGGGCAGAAAAGAGGGUUCAAGUCGUACUGUAAAUGUAUUUGUACAAGGGAAUCUGUGAUUUAAUAAAGGCAACAUGACAAUUUU